Messenger RNA from Effrenium voratum, 651 nucleotides. Lineage: Eukaryota; Dinophyceae; Suessiales; Symbiodiniaceae. The record is from the annotation of a GenBank genome assembly.
AUGUCGCCCGCUCGCACGCGCGGAUUUGUACUGGCGGCUUGCGCCUGCGCAGCUCUUUGGAAUGCUCGGGGCUUUGUCGCCCCACCCCGCGCAGCUGCGCAAAGCACUGCCCAGGCCCCUUCAAGACAUGCGAGCCCUGCGAACCCUGCGAGCCCUGCGAGCCCGGGCACGCCGGGGCAGCCAGAGGCCAAGGGACUGGCCGCCGUGGUUGUGGGCAUUUGGGCGGUUGCCGGCCUUUGCGCCGCAAUGCCACGCACGGCCUUGCGAGCACAGGGCAAGGAGCAGGAAUCGCAAGUGGAGGACAAGAAGCCAUUCAACGUUUGGGAGCCGGAUACCUACGGCAACAUUUCCAUGGACGACGUGAAGAAGUAUGGCGCAGCCGGCACCUUGUCCUACGUGAUCACAGAGCUGCUCUUUUGGGCCAUUGCCUUCCCCACAGAGUGCAUCGUCUACCUGAACACGGCAGGCCAUUGGCCAGACUUCAGCAAGCCUGAGGAGAGCGCAGCUGUCUUCGGCCUCGUCUUUGCGGCUUCCAACAUCGCUCGGCUGCUUCUGCCGCUGCGCUUUGGGGCAGCUUUGGCCAUGGCGCCCUGGGUGGAUGAGAACAUCAUGAAGAAGUUCUUCAAAGAGGAGGCCAAGCAGGGCUCGUGA